This is a messenger RNA of Anopheles stephensi (Asian malaria mosquito), 2991 nucleotides long. RefSeq names its product testis-specific zinc finger protein topi-like. NCBI's taxonomy places the organism in Eukaryota, Metazoa, Arthropoda, Insecta, Diptera, Culicidae. The coding region runs from base 652 to 2142 and encodes 496 amino acids. The transcript has 2 exons. The record is from RefSeq and is a predicted model, not a curated record.
AAACCCGUAGCACAUUGGAGAUGGAUUCGAUGUUCGCCAACGCUCCUUACAGAGCUGUAAUCCUACUUAAACCAUUUUAAUGCGCUGACUGUUAGAGGCACUCUUAAUAGCUUUUGCAUACAGUUCCAUUUUAUUGGAAAUGUCGUAAAUGGCGCACGGAGAAUAAUGUGCAGAGCAUUUAAUGUGCACUUCCGGUGGAAUACACGAAUCAUUGAGCCGGAUGGAUGGGUUUAACAUAAAAAGUCCCGCCGCUUUUGCAUUGACUCCGUUUGAAUUGCUGUUUGAAUUAUUCAGUCCUAUAAAUUGCAUUGAAAUUAGUAUACUACCCGCUUAGCUUUAACCUAGAACCUGGUCCAGAUGAACCCACCCACCUACCUGCGGACGGGUGUAGAAUUUAAACCCUUCGACCACAAGCUAUAGACGAGUUACAUCGCCGAAAUGAAGACAGGUUCAUCUCGUUGGCAACCUGCUAAUCCGAGCAAUCGUAGACUGGUUACACCAUCAAGUCUACGCUUGCUUGAGUCAAGAUUACCACUGCUCGCUCAUUCGCUCCAGGAAAGUAACAGGUGUCAGUAGUGUGUUUGAAGCGUAGCGUGCUUUGUUGAAAGCAUUCCCAACUGCAAGAAUAAAAGGACACAAUUGCAGAUCACCAUGUAUCUUACAAGUACUUCCUCACCGCUGGAAAUUGUUUCGGUUGUAAGCCUAAACCGUUCAGUAGCCACGCAACAGAAUAUCGAGGCUGCCCAUCUCACACAAAUCCUUGGAGAAAAUAUUCAAAAAUGGCAAUCCGUCCUACAGCAACCGGACACCUCGGAAAGCCAAGCAAAGGCGGUGAACAAAAAAAGGUUUAGCUGCAAACACUGCAAGCGCAAGUUCGUCUAUCUGACCGGUUUAUCGCGCCAUGUGCAAAAAUUUCAUCCGGACAAAGAAUGCACGGCCCCGGACACCGAAAACCAAACGGAAGAAGGGGAAGCUGCACCUGCCAACUCACACCCAAGAACGUUGGCUAUCGUGGUGAAAUGUAAAAAUUGUGGAGAAAUCUUUCCCGAGCCGAAGCGCUUCGAAGCUCACACCAGCCGCUUCAACUGGGAGCUGAUGUUCGUGAACCAUACGGAAGAGCUGGGCGAAAAGGGUGCGGCCCUGUUUUCGCAGCAGCUUUUCAUCGUCAUUAUUCACACGGUAUUUCAGUGCGAGUUUUGUGAUGCAUUGUUUUCCGAUUGCCUGUCCCUGUUCUAUCACGAGGCACAUCACACGCCGCACGUCGGGUACGCGUGCACCUUCUGCCGGCUUAACUUUCUAACGCUGGAAACGGUACUGGACCAUCGGGCCCACUGCACGGAGUACAAGAAUUUUCGUGCCGCGCACCUGUGGAACGUAUCGGUGAUGUAUAGCUGCAACGCUUGCGCGGCCACGUUUUCAUCGCUUGCCGAAUUGUACGAACAUCGGUACGCCAACCAUCAUUACUUUCCACGUCGCAAUGGUCGGCUAGAUGCCGAACUACGUCCGGGUGAGGGCCGGAGCGGUCUAUGGCUACACUGCGAAAUCUGUGGCUUCUGUUGCGACCAUGUCUACAAGCUGUUACAGCACCGUGCUGAGAAGCAUGCCGAGUCCGGGCGAGAUACGAUGGCGGUGGCGGAGAAACCUGCCCCGUCUACCCAGAAGACGGUCAAACGCGUUGAUAAGGAAGUUGACACGAACCUGACCCGGCAGUUUCUGUGCGAAAAGUGUGGCAAAACGUACACCCAGUCCAGCCAUCUGUGGCAACACUUGCGCUUCCACAACGGGGUACGCCCAUUCGCUUGCUCCGUACAGGGUUGCACCCGGCGCUUCACGAUACGGCCCGAUCUAAGCGAUCACAUUCGGAAGUGCCAUACCGGCGAACGGCCGUACGUGUGUGAGGUGUGUCACAAACGAUUCCUGACCGGUUCGGUGUUCUAUCAGCACCGGCUGAUCCAUCGUAACGAGCGGCGCCACGCGUGCAAGGACUGCGAUCGACGGUUUUACCGGGCGGAUGCACUGAAGAACCAUAUGCGUAUACACACCGGCGAGAAACCGUACGCUUGUACGCAUUGCGAUCGCAAGUUUCGGCAGCGUGGCGAUCGGGAGAAGCACGUGCGCGUGAAACACAUGAAGUAUCGUUAAAUGGCGUCCAUCUUUGAAGUCUGGGAGAAGGGGAUUGGGCAUUGCGCUUGUGGGUUUAAAGCUAGAAAUGGCAAUAGUGAUGCGGUUGUACAGCGCAGGACUACCAAACAUUAUCGGGUAGAGUAGUGUUUCUGGCGUCUAGAAAUGACAUUUCAAUACAUAUGCUACUUGUUGUUGUAGUUUUUACUAAAUAAAUUAACUUUAACAAUUAAACUGUGUCAACUGUGUUAUGCAUUUGCUAUAUUGAAUUUGCUUGUCUUGCAGGACUUAAAAGCUCUUAGUAGGCGGUGUGCAUAAGCGUAUUUUAAUAUAGUAGCGCUUCUUCGAUUCGUUGCCAUUGGUUACAUACCCUAUUGCUACGAUAUGUCAUAGGAUGCUUACAUCUACACCUCCUUCCAGUUGGUAGUGAAGUCAGUUGCUAACCCGAGGGAAUCAGCCAUCAAAUCGUCUUUCGUGUCCGACUCCUACUACGAUGGACUUGCCUUUCAAAUAUAAUCAGGUCAAGGAUACUAGUAAUGGCAGACCAAGAUCUGUCGAAGCUGUGGCCCUCCAAAAAAUAGAAGAAUAUUGAAUUUGAAAAAAAUAAAUAAAUAAAAUAAAUAAAUGAAUUUGAAGAAGUUUUGGCAGAAAAAAAACUUUGCGUCACACACAUUCCAUACAUAACCUUUCUUUUUCCGCAUUUAUCGAAGAUGUGGUGUCCUAGAUAUCUUUCAAUAUUAAACACCAUCAACAACAUCCUCAAAUAUUGUUCGGUCCUAUGUGGCCUAGUUUUCUGUCGUUACGCACACCAACAGUACUAGAUGGUGUUAAAAACAGUCCUGUUGAAAGUCCAUUUUCUUAUCCAUCAAC